AUGUGGCUAAAUCGCUACUCCCAACACCCUUCGCCGUCGUCUUCGCCCGCGCCGCAACGAAGACCCAGUCACCUUGCCCCGAGCCCCCUUCCCCACAGACCAGGCAUCGCCAACCGCUCCUCCUCUCUGUCUCUCCUCACCAAUGGAUCUACCGAUAGCCUGCCUGCUGCUGCAAGAUACCCGCCCGCCCAUUCCAAUCUAAGAAAUCAGCUCGAUGCUUCUCCUGUAGACAAUGUCUCACAUCCACUUGACGUACUGCGCGACAUUCUAGCUCCUUUUCCAUCUGACUCUCUAUCCUCGGAUGUACCUGCUCACCAUGGCGCAAACAUCGAUUUUGGCGGGCUGAGUCUGCAAGACUUUGCUGAUGCUCCUCCACCUUCGGACCAACCCUCCGAACAACCGUCUGUCGAAGAAUGUUCGUCUNNAGUCGAGAAGGAUAAAGGCAAGUUUGAAGAUUUGCACAAGUCUAUCGUCGCCUGUGACGAAGUUCUCAAGUCUGUAGAGAACUACCUCACCAGCUUCCAGGCCGAUCUGGCCGCUGUCUCCGCCGAGAUCGAAACCCUGCAAAAUCGUUCAUCUGCCCUUAACACCAAGCUUGAAACCCGUAAGCAAGUUGAGAAGCUACUUGCUCCAGAAGUUGAUGCCUUGACCAUCUCUCCAUCCAUUGUGCGAAAGAUAUCUGAUGGGCCUAUUGACGAUGCGUGGAUCAAAGCUCUGGAGGAUUUGGAAAGACGCUCCAAGAUCAUUGACUUGAAAGCCCCUAGAUCCAAAAGUGCUGCAGAGAUAAAACCACUAAUAGACAGCCUCAAAAACAAGGCCGUCGAGCGUACUCGUGAUUAUGUCGUGUCGCAGAUCAAAGCAUUACGCGCUCCUGGCGUUAAUGCUCAACUCCUGCAACAGAACAACUUCAUGAGAUACAAGGAUGCCUUUCAAUUCUUGGACCGCCAUCAACCCCAACUGGGUCAAGAGAUUGGCCGUGCUUAUAUCAACACUAUGCGUUGGUUUUACUUGCACAACUUCUCACGGUACAAAGCGUCGCUGGAUAAGAUGAAUAUUCACGUUGUCGACAAGAACGAAGUCCUGGCACAAGACGAUACUACAAAACGCACGACUGCAGUCUCCGGCUCACGAACACAAGCUGCACCACAUGAUGCGUUCUCAUUGGGUCGGCGCAUGGACAUGCUCAAAGGCAGCUUCAAAUCAGCUCUCUCAUCGCACAUCGCAGAAGAAGACAAGUCUGCACACUACUUAGAAGCGCCAUUCAGAGCUUUCAACCUCGCGCUGAUGGACAACGCUUCAGGCGAGUACUCUUUCUUGACCAGUUUCUUCUCAAAGCAAUCAUAUCACGAGGUGAAUCGCAAGUUCACCGAGAUAUUCCAACCAACCUUUGCUCUCGGUCAGGCUUUGACCAAGCAGUUGAUUGAUCCUACUGUUGACGCACUUGGUCUUUUGAUCGCUGUUCGAUUGAACCAGCACUUUGCUUUCGAGCUGCAGCGAAGAAAAGUGCCUGCUAUGGAAGGCUACGUAAACGGAACCAACAUGCUUCUGUGGCCGCGCUUCCAAAUGGUCAUGGAUGCUCAUUGCGAAUCUCUACUUGGCACCAUCAUUGCAGAAACGGAAGGCAAGAUGGCAGAGGAGCUCAAGGCUCAUUUUGCAGAAAAAGCAGAAGAGUUUGGCGGUCGCUAA
Aureobasidium musti is the source of this 1686-nucleotide messenger RNA. The record is from the annotation of a GenBank genome assembly. NCBI's taxonomy places the organism in Eukaryota, Fungi, Ascomycota, Dothideomycetes, Dothideales, Saccotheciaceae.